GAAAGUGGAGAACAAUCUACAACGGUCUGGCGGGAACGAACAGGAACGAACAGGAACUUGCUAAGCGAAUAGGAGUGGUGCUCACAUGGGUUUCGAUUAUUUCUGUGUUCGGCGUGAGAGAUUACAGACGGAGUAUACAAAUCUCUUAUUCGCUUGACAAACUCCAACGAUUAAGAGAUCGACUAGAUCGACGGCGGAAUCUUGCAACGUAUUUCGAUAGAGGUGUCACGGAGAUUGGAUUUGAACGGCGCGAUUGCGGUCGCUCUUUGUUUAAAUGCACCAUCGAUUCAUAUUACGAGAAGCAUGGAAAACGACGCGAGGACUCGAAGAAGAAAAACGGCAGAAAAGUUGGACGAGCACCAGGCCAAACGUUCCAAACGUAUCGAGGAUGAUGCAGUGCAGAAUGAGGAGUGUACGGCUGGAAAGGUGAAAAAGAUUCGUGUUAAUAACUUUAUGUGCCACGAUGCACUAGAAAUAACAUUAAACGAGAAUGUUAACUUUAUCGUGGGACGUAACGGCAGUGGCAAAAGUGCCAUAUUGACUGCAUUGACUGUCGGACUUGGUGCUAGGGCAAAUGUUACGAGUAGAGGAACCUCUGUUAAAGAGUUUAUAAAAAAAGGCAGAAAUUCUGCUACUGUUGAGAUAACUUUAGUAAAUAAAGGAGACACUGCCUACAAGCCAGAUAUUUACGGUGAUACGAUUAUAGUUUUACGUACCAUUGGAACUACCUCAUCAUAUAAGAUUAAAAAUUGGAGAGGAGAAAUUAUUUCUACAAAACGAGACGAAUUGGACAAUAUUAUAACAAUGAUGAAUAUACAAAUUGAUAAUCCAAUAUCUGUGUUGAAUCAGGAUGUUUCAAGAACAUUUUUAGUUACCUCUAAGCCUGAAGAAAAGUAUACUCUGUUCAUGAAAGCUACUUUAUUAGAUUCUAUUGAAAAUAAUUAUAUGGAGGCUCUUAAUAUAUGUGAAGAAGAAUAUGAUAAAUUAAAGCAAUAUAAUGAGACUUUGUAUCACGAAAAGAAACAAAUACAAAAAUUGGAGGAAAGCAUACGUAGAUUAGAGGAAAUGGACGAAUCACGAGCAGAAUUAUCUAAUCUCGAAAUGGAACUUCAUUGGGCUACAGCGAUUGUGGAAGAAACCAAACUUAAUAAAGCACAGGAAACUUUAAAGAUGUACGAAGAUAAAUUAAAAGAGCUUCAAAAUAUGGAAUUGUCUACAGAAGCAAAAGACCAAGAAAUUGAUGAAAAUAUCGAAAAAAUAAAGGAAAAAAUUCGGGAAGCAGAACGGGAAGUAAUAGAUAGCACCGAAGCUUAUGAUGGUGCAAAACAGAAACAUAAGGUUGCUAAUGAGGCGUAUUUAAAUAAACAGCGCGAAUGGCGUUCUGUAACAAGCAAAAUAAAACGGUAUGAAGAGGAUGCUAAUUUGGUGAAGAAGGAAAUUCAAAAGCUUGAAAGUUGCAAUAAUGAAGAAUAUAACAAGAAAAAAGAAAUGAAAGAGCACCUAUCAAAGUUGGAGGAAAAAUUGGAUGAACUUGAAGCAUCAUUACGCACUAAGCAAACUGGAUUGAUGCAUUUAGAGGCCGAUAAAAUGCGACUUCAGCAAGAAGUGACAUACGCCAAAAAUGAAAUGGACAAUUUCGAUAGGCAUAUACAAAAGAUCAGAAAGGACUUAAAUGCUGUUGAGCAACAAUCCGAUAAUGCAUUAAGUGUAUUUGGACGAAACAUGCCGCGCCUGUUGAAGAGAAUCGAGGAGGAAUAUCAGAAAAAACGAUUCAAGGAAAAACCACGUGGUCCUAUUGGUGCUUUCAUAAAAUUGAAGGAUGCCGCUUGGGCCCCGGCUAUAGAAAAUUUUCUAGGUUUUGGCACCCUUAGCUCGUUCUGUGUUGAUAAUAGUCAGGAUGCCAAAUUGUUGAACAGUAUUAUGAAAGAAAUUUUCUAUCAUGAGAGUACUCUCCCAAUAAUAUGUAGCAAAUUCUUUAAUCAGAUACAUGAUGUUAGACGUCAUUGUACAUAUUCACCACAGUAUUCCAAUCUCUUGGAAGCAAUGGUUAUAGAAGAUCCUGUCGUAGCUAAUUCUUUGAUUGAUCAACGUGAAAUUGAAUGCAUACUUCUUAUACCAACAAAUGAAGAAGCUUGCGUGAUAAUGUCAGAUGCGACAAAAGUGCCACAAAAUUGCAAAAGAGCGUUUACUCUUCAUGGUGACACAUUCUUUCCUGACCCAAAUUAUAGAACUUACGGUGGAAACUGUGGGACACGUGCUAAGUAUCUUCAAGUUUCUACCAUGGAAGCAAUGCAAACGCUAAAAGAAGAACUUCAGGUAGCGGAAAACAAAAAGCAGGAAGCUAUCGUAGCAUGUAAUGCUAUACGUGAAAAACUAAAUCGUACUAAUUCCGAAUUAACUAACGUAAACACAAUGGUCCGCAAGUUAAGAUCCGCGCAAAGUGAAUGUACUAAUUCAAUUAAUGAAUUAAAAGAUAAAAUUGAGACGAUUGAAGGCACUUCUGUUGAUGUUUUCCGGCACGAAGCUGCUGAAAUAGAAAAGAAGAUUGCGCUUGAAAGUGCCGCGGGAAAACUUUUAGCGGAGAAUGUGCAAGAACUUCAAAAGAACGUUGAGUCUCUUGAUAUGGAAGUUAAGCGUUGCAGGGACUUGAGGCAUAAUUUACACACAGUUGUUGAUCCUCUUAAAGACCAAAUAAGGGAAUUGACACGAGAGAAGGAAAGGCAUCGGUACGAGUGUCAACGUUCUACUCGAAAAUUACAGGAUACUCGUCAAGCUAUACAAUGCGCAACGGGGGAAUUCGAAAUACAAGAGAGAGCUACAAAGAAAGCGGUUUCCGUUGCUACUGAAAAAUGUGCUAGAAUAAAUACUACCAGGUCGAUAAACCAAAUCAAAACUGUAUUGACUGAUUUAAAAGAUAAAAUUCGCGAAAUAGAAAAUCAGUUUGGCUGUGUGAAUGAAUUACGGAUACAAUUGUCACAAAAACAGCAAAAGUAUGGAGUAAACAUUGAGUUUGCUUCUAAAUUAAAGAAAAGUUAUGAAAAACAUAUCGAACGAGUUAAACAUCGACAGAAAAUGUUUCUCCAAUUGAGGGAUAUGUAUAGUGUUUAUGUGCAAAAAUCUUUCACUGAUAUGCUCUCUUUAAGACAAUACAAGGGCACUGUAGUGAUCGAUCACGUAAACAAAGUACUUGAUUUGCAUGUUUGUGCACGAGAUGAUAAAAAAUCUGGUAACGACACCAGAUCGCUCUCGGGAGGCGAACGAUCUUACUCGACCGUCGCGUUUAUCUUGGCUCUAUGGGAUUGUGUUCAGUUACCUUUUUACUUUCUCGAUGAAUUCGAUGUAUUCAUGGACAAAGUAAACCGACGGGUGAUAAUGGAUAUUCUUUUGGAUCACACUAAAUCACAUCCACAGAGUCAAUUUGCUUUCCUUACACCUCUAGAUACAUCGCACAUUCUUGCCGAUGAUUAUGUAACAAUUCAUCAAUUACAGCCACCAGAGAGAAGAGGCUUGAGUCAAUAAAUUUUCAUUUUUUUUUUAGUGUUUCAAUGUUAUUACACGUUUA
Molecule: messenger RNA, 3562 nt
Organism: Cyphomyrmex costatus
Lineage: Eukaryota; Metazoa; Arthropoda; Insecta; Hymenoptera; Formicidae
Gene: SMC6
Product: Structural maintenance of chromosomes 6
Exons: 19
Coding region: 304-3519 (1071 amino acids)
Biological process (GO): double-strand break repair via homologous recombination
Cellular component (GO): nucleus; Smc5-Smc6 complex; site of double-strand break
Molecular function (GO): single-stranded DNA binding; damaged DNA binding
Source: RefSeq, a predicted model, not a curated record